AGGCCGGCGGAGAGUCCGCCGCAGAGAUGGCCCAGGCGAAGAUCUCGGUGACGGAGAGCCAGUUCAGGUGCCCCAUCUGCCUGGACAUCCUGAAGGACCCGGUGUCCAUCCCCUGCGGACACACCUACUGCAUGGGGUGCGUCAACUGCUACUGGGACCAGGCGGAGUCGGGCCAGUUCAGCUGCCCUCAGUGCCGGGAGGCGUUCAGCCCUCGGCCGGUUUUGCGCAGGAACACGGUGCUCGCCGAGGUCGUCGACAAACUCAAGCCCAGCGAGAUGGGCACGGCGCCGGAGCUUUACCUGGUGGGAGCCGGGGAAGUGCCCUGCGACUUCUGCCCGGUCGAGAGCAAGCUGAGGGCCGUCAAGUCGUGCCUGGUCUGCCUGGCGUCCUUCUGCGAGGUCCACGUCCUGCCGCACCGGGAGGUCGGCACGCUGCGGCGCCACAAGCUGGUGGCCGCGGUGGAGUGCCUGGCGGAGCGGCUGUGCGCCCAGCACCGCCUGGGUCUGGAGCCCGCGGGGGGCGGCCCCGAAGCGGAGGCCGCGGUGGAGUGGAGCGGGGACUGCCCGCUGUGCGAGGCCGACCGGGAGGAAGUGCACAACGGGGACGCCCAGAGAGCCAGGAGACAGCUCCAGCUCCAGGAGUCCCAGAGGACGUGUCAGGGGAGGAUACGGAUUGGGGAGAGAGAGAGAGAGGAGUUUAAACAAAGCCUAGAGUCCCUCAAGGUGACAAACACACACACACACACACACACACACACACACACACAGACAAGGUGGCCACUCUUCCUCUUUGCCAGUCCCGGCAUACCAGUUGAAAAGACAAAGGCUGUGCGAGCGAGGCUGGAGGCGAGGGAGCGAGCGGCGGUGGGGAGGGCCGAACGCGACAUGGAGAUGCUGGAGAGGGACCUGGAGGAGCUGCGGAGGAGAGAUGAGGAGAUCGGUCGGCUGCUGCGAACCGAAGACAACACACAUUUCUUACAGGCGGCUCCACUGCUGUGCGUCCCCCUCACCGCCGGUCAGCACCCCAGAGCCCUCAGCCUGCCCGCAGAGGCCUUCAGCGGCGCCAGGAGAGCGCUGUGCCAACUCCGCAGCCGAAUGGAGGAGGUCUGCAGGGAGGAAGUGGACAAGAUCAGCCGUGCAGUUAGUGAGAACUACAUGUCUGGUGGAGAGUGUGUAAAAGGUGCCGGAAAUCUGAGAGUGGAAAACGCCAAACCUCAGCAAAUGCAGACACCUGCAGGGCAACAUACUAAUAGGGCAGUGCCAGUGUCAUUCCCUCUGUCCUCUUUGUCUCUGCAGCCGGCUGAUCAGAGGAUGAGGGCAGCUUUCCUGCGGUUUUCUUGUCGUCUGUCCUUGGACCCCGAUACGGCCCACCCUACUCUGAUUCUUCUGGAGGGGCCCCAGGGCGCCCACUGUGGCGAGGAGCCGCAGUCCUACCCCCCUCACCCCCAGCGCUUCGAUUCAGUGGCCCAGGUCCUGUGCAGGGAGGGCCAGUUCGGCGGCGCCAGCUACUGGGAGGUGGAGUGGCGGGGCGGGGGAUGGAUCGACAUCGGCGUCACCUAUCGAGGUAUUGGGCGCAAAGGUGGCGGAAAACCCUGCCUGCUGGGGCGCAAUGAGAACUCCUGGCGGCUGAGGUGUACGCACGCCGGAUAUGCCGCCUGGCACGACAACCGUAAGACCACGGUGGCUGCGCCGCCCUGCCCCAGGAUCGGCGUGUUCCUGGAACGCCAGAAAGGGGUGUUAUCCUUCUACAGCGUGUCGGACACAGUGGUGCUCCUGCACACGUUUCAAUGCCUGUUCUCUCAGCCACUGUACCCGGCCUUCCGCCUAGACCUGGACUCCACCCUGCUCAUCUGCCCCCAUGAGGGAGUCAACGGAAACCCAUUCUAGCCUUCCCUCCCUCCUCCGUCCAGGACCUUUCAUGUAGCUACUGCAGGAAGGGGCUGUUCGCUCCGCUCAUGGAUACGAACAUUCAAAAAUAGAAGCAACAACAUCAUGACGAAGCAUCACAGUCGGGAAUCGAACAGUUUUCUUUUUCCAUACAUGUCUGUCUGCAUAUUUCCUCCCUGUCGGUGUCUCCGGUGACAAAAACAUAUUUUUCUUUGUUUUUUUAAAACAAAUCCUCUUAAUUGUAAAAUGGGUCAGAUGGACUGAGCCGUGUGAUGCACAUUGUAGCCGACUUUUUCGCGUUGCGCGUUGUGACCCGUCCUGGUAGGAAAAGCCCAGGUUUUGCUAAUAACGCGCGGGUGUCCCAGGAAACCACCACAGUGUGACAGUGGGCCGGCAUGCAAAAUGUCAGGACCACGGAACUGAAACACCUGAAGGGAAUUCAGCCACCAUUCGUUUUUGCUACUUACACCUGCGCUUUUCCAACCGUGACGUGCAAAGCGUCUUCCGUGGAAAAAGGCCCAUUCAAGACAGACUGGCUGAGCAAAAAAGUGCAGUGGAGGAUUGAAACUUGUGAAAACCAUCCACUUUGAUGGUUCGAUACUAAAAAGUAUUCACCCCUGUUUGUGUUUUUAUAUUGUUUUCUUUUUCGUAAAAAAAAAAGAAAAAAAAGAAAAUAGUUGCAAGUACAUUUAUUGGAAAUGUUUUGUAUCAGAGGGUGGAUUUUUUUAUUUUUACUUUUUUAUUUUAUUUAGCGCUCUACAACGACAGGCUGAAUAUUUGGUACCUGCGACUACUUGAAUACCCACAGCGAGAGAUUUUUCUGAAUCGGCCUCGCUGCCAUGUGAUAUGGGAAACCUCACUCAAGUUUUCUUCAUAAUGAAAAUGUCACCUGUCAAAGUGGCCUCAGCUCCAGAUCUAGACAAACUAAAUGCCUUAUUAUUGUAGUGAAUGUUUUUCUUUGGGGUGGUGUCUGUCAUGUUUUUUUUUUUUUUUUUGGGGGGGGGGUCAUCUGGGGUCAUUUUCUUUUCAGGUGGGUGAGCUUUUGUGUACAACACACUGCCGGUCUGUCUUUAAAGUAGAAUAGCAUGAAUUAAAAAAACAGUUUGAUAUAUCCGGGAAAUGUGCUUCUUCGCUUUCCUGUCGAGGGUUAAAUGCGAAGAUUGACGCCGCCCUCGUGUCCGUACAGUAGCUAAGCUACUCUCAGCGGCCGGCUAGCUUAGCUUAGCGCAAAGACUGGAAGCAGAGGGGAGAGAGCUAGCCUAGCUCCGUCUAAAGAUAGCAAAACUUCUUACUUUUACACUUUGGCCUCAGCAACAGUGAGUGCUGAUGAGUGUGCGUUAGAGCGGCGGGUAGCUCCGAUUUUGUUAC
Xiphias gladius (swordfish) is the source of this 3254-nucleotide messenger RNA. Its product is annotated as E3 ubiquitin/ISG15 ligase TRIM25-like. The transcript is spliced from 9 exons. Gene Ontology annotation, molecular function: protein binding. The record is from RefSeq and is a predicted model, not a curated record. NCBI's taxonomy places the organism in Eukaryota, Metazoa, Chordata, Actinopteri, Istiophoriformes, Xiphiidae. The coding region runs from base 27 to 1886 and encodes 619 amino acids.